GAGCGGGAGGAGCCCUUGGUCAGUCAGGACAGGUGGGGAAAGCCCUCCGUUGGUCAGGAAGGGCGGGAAAAGCCGAUCGUUGGUCAGAAAAGCAUGGCUUCAUCCCUUCCAGAGGAGCUGGAUUGGUCUGUGCCAGCCGUCAUGGGGGAGCGCAGUGUGUGCUCCACUGAAGUGCCAGCUGGGAACAAGGCCAGCUUCGGGGAAACAAGUCUGUCUGGAUGUGACAGCCACGUCCCCAGUUCUGAAGUUCUUGAAGCAAUAGAAAAUGUUAUUCAAGGUGUGCUUCAAAGCUUGGCCCAAAAAAAAGCACCUGUUCUCACAGUGGCAAACAGAACAGACUGGAGGAACAUAGAAUUUAAAGAUUCUGUAGGUCUACAGAUGAUACGACGCUGUACUACAAAACAGAUAAGAAGUGACUGCCCUCAAUCAGCAACAAGAUUUGCUCUUAUGCUCAAAAUAUUAUCUAUGAUCUAUAAGAUGGUGCAGAGCAAUACUUAUGCAACUAAAAGAGAUAUAUAUUAUUCAGAUACUCUGCUGUUUGGUAGCCAAAGUGCUGUGGACCAUAUAAUCAAUGACAUUUCCUGCAUGCUUAAGAUACCUCGGAGAAGUCUGCAUAUACUGUCUACAACUAAAGGUUUUGUUGCUGGUCAUUUAAGUUACACUGAGGAAGAUGGUACAAAAGUGAAUUGUACCUGCAGUGCAACAGCAGUCUCUGUGCCAUCUAAUGUUCAAGGAAUUAAAAAUUUAAUCUCACAUGCCAAAUUUGUGUUAAUUGUAGAAAAAGAUGCAACUUUUCAGAGGCUCCUGGAUGAUGAUUUCUUCAACAAAGUGUCCCCAUGUAUCAUGGUUACGGGAAGAGGUGUACCAGACCUUAAUACGCGACUUCUGGUCAGGAAGCUGUGGGAUUCUUUUCAAAUUCCUGUUUUCAGCCUUAUGGAUGCAGAUCCACAUGGUGUAGAAAUAAUGUGCGUCUACAAAUAUGGAUCUGUGUCAAUGUCUUUUGAGGCCCAUCAUCUUGCUGUUCCAUCUAUAAAGUGGCUUGGUCUCCUUCCAUCUGAUCUCAAGAGAUUAAAUAUAAGUAAAGAUGCCCUGAUUCCAUUUACAAAACAAGAUCAAAAUAAGUUGGCAAGUAUACAGAAGAGACCUUACAUUGCUUGUCAGCCAGCGUGGAAAAAAGAACUGGAAAUGAUGGCAGCAUCUAAACUGAAGGCUGAAAUUCAAGUUCUAACUUCUCUCUCACAAGAUUACCUUUCCAGAGUCUAUUUACCAAACAAACUGCAGUUUGGUGGAUGGAUAUGAGCACUGUUUUGCAAAUGAAAUGCUUUUCUAUAUAUUGAUUUGUUUUGUUGACUGCUCUUAGAGAAAAACCCUGCAGAGGAGUAUCUGUCAGCUUCUUGUAAGGUUUCUUUAUCAAUCUAGAUUACAAUUUUCUCUUUUUGCAGAAUACUGCUGCUUCCAUUCUAUGGUUUCUGCAGUGUAAAAGUGCCAAAUGCAAUGAUACACACAGAAAAGAUAAUGAAAUAUGUUGUUUCUUGACAGAAAAAUGUUAAGUUUAAAAAUGUAUCCAAGAAUUGCUUUGCCUUCUGUUUUAAAGCACAAGAUGAUGCUGUACCAAGCUUUUUAUUUUUGAAAGGAGUGAAAGACUUGGUUAAGAAUUUAUUGUAUGUGACUCCUUUUGGAUAUUGUUUUAAGUACAACAUGGUGGGGGUUUGUGUUCACUGUAAAUUCAGACCAAAAAAGUCAGAGAUAAUUCUUUAUUUCUGCAUGUCUCAAGCAGCUAUAAAUGUUCCAGCAAUCAAAUUUCUAUCUGUCUUCCAUGAAUAAGUAAGAAAGCAGAUGUUACUGAUUAAGAAUUUAAUAAACAGUCCUGUUAAUG
Molecule: messenger RNA, 1876 nt
Organism: Lepidothrix coronata (blue-crowned manakin)
Lineage: Eukaryota; Metazoa; Chordata; Aves; Passeriformes; Pipridae
Gene: SPO11
Product: SPO11, initiator of meiotic double stranded breaks
Exons: 14
Coding region: 94-1299 (401 amino acids)
Biological process (GO): meiotic DNA double-strand break processing; reciprocal meiotic recombination; meiotic DNA double-strand break formation
Cellular component (GO): nuclear chromosome
Molecular function (GO): DNA binding; DNA topoisomerase type II (double strand cut, ATP-hydrolyzing) activity; ATP binding
Source: RefSeq, a predicted model, not a curated record